Cinara cedri is the source of this 17649-nucleotide messenger RNA. Lineage: Eukaryota; Metazoa; Arthropoda; Insecta; Hemiptera; Aphididae. The record is from the annotation of a GenBank genome assembly.
CCGUGAAAAACAUCGUAUAAUUAAUUAAAAUAAAAGCGUCGAGCAAAAAAACAAAAUAUUCUUGUGUACACGAUUCUGCGCGUCUUCGUUUACACGUAGUCAAUAUUAUAUUUUAUGUUUUACAGAUAAAACAAAUCGUUUGCCGUGGUGUUUAGACGUUUAGGCGAUUUUUUUUUUCUUUCCGUUUUCUUUAAUAAUUCAAUAUAGACGGUUCUCCGUCUUUACUUUUCAAUAAUCCCGUUCGGCCGACGACAGCGACACGGUCGUAGACUACAGUCGCCGCCGUGCCGACACCGCAGCAGCAGUAGCUAUACGCGUAUUGCUGCAGCCGUAAAAUAUUUUUCAUUGUGAACGAUUUUUUUUAGAGUUUUAUGUGAUAUUAUUGUAAGAAAAACGAAAAAAGGUCGGGAAUAAAAAUAAAAAUUUAAAUUUAUUUACGAUUGCUCUCUUAUAUUUGUGUUAAUUAACCGUGCAGUUAUUUUUUGACUACGAGUUUUAAUUAUCUCCUCUCGUAGUGGGGGGGACAUCGGAAUGUUGUAGCAAUAUGGCGGCGGCCAUGAUAAUGGCACACUCGACAACGUAGACUCUUUGUUUUCGUUUCUGAUAUUAUUUUUUGAUUGUUUUUCACCGUCCCGAGAAGUUUACAUCUGUCGUCCUUUGCUUGUUCAAGCGUGUGCUAGUUUCUCCCAGAAAAUUCACGGAUUUGCGUUAGUUCUAAAUGUGUGAAAAGUGUCUCGAUUUCUACGUGCAACUAAUAGCGAAGGUUGGUGGUUGUGUGCACGGUACACUGUCGCCAGGACAAGACGACGGGAAAACAAUGAUACGCUACCGGUUCUGAGGUUAGUUUAAAAUUUAUUUUAAGUAUUCUUUUUUUUUUUUUUGGUUAACUUUAGUUUCGCAUACGGAUACUAUGUUAGUGCACUAAAAAGCACUAAAAAUUUCUGUAAUUUGUCGGUCAUCGAAUCGAUGUGUCCAUUUCACACUGGUACUUAAGUUCAAUGUUUGAUUUUACCAUACCGGUAAUAUUAAUAAACUAUCUGCAUACGUUUUAAUAUAAGUACUGUCUUUAUGACUAAUCAAAGUUCAUCGUCAGGGAGACCUAGUGAUUAGGUUAGAGGAGAAAUAGGGCAAACAAUUGGUGUCUGGUGGAUUGUGAUAUAUUUACUUAUAUGUCUGUACAGAUCUUUAAUAUUAAUGGACAAUAUUCAAAUAUUAGUUUGUUAUUUAUAUAACAUUAAAUACUAGUAAGUAAAAAAUCCAAAUUUAUAAUUUUUACCUUAAGAAAGAAAUUACAUUAAUAUUAGAUAAUGUUCUUAGUUAUAUAGGUGUUACUAUUAAUGUGGUUUAGUAUAUACAACACUUAAUUCGUUGUCAAUCUUUCCUAUUUAAGAUUAUCAGUUAUUUAAUUAAUAAUAUUUUGUCUAUUUCCUACACUUGAUAUUAUUCAAUCAUAUUAUGUUACCUAAUAAUAUAAUUAAUAUUAUAAGAGCAUUUUCGAGUAUUUUGUUAUAGUCUAGUUUUAUGUUUUGUUAUAUAGUUGUAUAUUAUGUGGUUGCAUGUUAAUAUGACUGCUAUUAAAACAAUUAUGUCAUUAAAAUAUUUGUUAAUUUGGUAGAUAGUUAAGUUAAAAUAAGUAAAGUAAAAUAUCUUAAUAUAGUAUCUAUACAAAUUGUAUAGCAAUGGCAAUUAUUAUAAAAUCUAAAACUCAAUCACGGAUUAUUGGUCAAAAGAGGCGCACUGAAAAUUGAAUGAAAUAUUUGACAUUUUUUGAUACUUUGACUUUUUUUAUACUCCAAGAGCUAGUUUUAUGAGGUUUAUCAAAAAACUUAUUACCUAAUACAUUUGCCAAGCAUUAAAUUAAAUAGAUACCUAACUAUACAAUUUACAAAUAAUACAUUUAAUUUAAUUCAAUUUAAUACAUUUUCAUAUCUUAUAAUAAAUUAUUCUUAUGUUUAACUGGAAGUAGAGCAAAUUAAACAUUAGACUGUUUUUUGUCAUUUUUAAUUGUGCAAAAAUAUACAAUUAAUAUUCAAUAGCAAUUAUAGGAGAAAAUAGUCUGGGUCAUGGUUUCAUGACAUAAGUGGUUCAGACUUAAGUUUUGCCUAUUACAUAUGGGUAUAGUUGAUAAUAUCACCUAUAACCUAUAUUAUAUUAUUUUAAUGUUGUUUUAUAAUAUACCUUUAAAUAUAAAUAAGUUCCUUGUACAAUUUUUAUUUAUGUUUCAGUUCUCUAUUUUCAACUACAGAUCAGGGUAUUUUUCAUUUUAUUAAGUAACUAUAGUUACUUGAGUAUCGACAAUGUGAUUUUUACAUUAAGUCAAUCUAUGUCCCAAAGCAUAUCGUGUAACAUAAAUACGAUGUGUGCGAGUGCGUAGUCUGUGAGUCCUCGGCCCCCAGUUAGCCAUGGGCCGCCCGAGGAAGCCGACGCCAGUAUGAACUCUGCGGCGCCUGCGUCGGGCAAACCAUCUACCCGAUCAUCGUCGUCGGGCUACCGCCAGAAGGCAUUAGCUGAAAUCCGCAACUCAUUAUUGCCCUUCGCAAAUAUUGGUGGCUGCGACAGCAGCGCGGCCAGCUGCGUGUCGAGCAUCUCAAGUGCUUCAGGAUCGGCCACAUCAGGUAUUGGAUCUGUGUCUGGUCUCAGUUCGCUUUCAAACAAUUGUGUUGAUAAAGAACUUAACGCUUUACGACAGACACUCACUCAAUUAAUCGCGAUGGGGUAUACUGAGGUAAGAAUAAUUUAUAUUAUUAAUUUAAUUUUUAACGCGUUAUUUUAUCUAUUUUGUUAUUAAAACUUAGUUGAAAUAUGUUAAAAUUGUAUUUAUUGAAGAUAGCUACUAAAAUAAGAUACUUUUAUCUUAAAAAUAUUUUUUAUUAAGUAAUUAUAUAGCUAUACACAUAAAUGUGUUUGAAUACUUAAAUUAUAGAUGUAUAUUAAAUAUAUCAUUGCAUAUCUAUAUAUAAAUACUUAAGUGUUAUCAUAAAUAUGAACUUAUUUUUAUUUGGGGGAAGCCGUGGCACGAUCGUAAAUGUUGACUAGUUCGGCACGACCGAUCACGGUUUGAAUUUUAGUAAUAUCUCAAGCAAAUGUUGUAAAGGUUUAGCUGUUUAUAUUCGAAGUGAUAUUCCUUUAGGUAAAUCUCAUCUCCUAUAAGAUUUAAACAUGUAUCUAAAUAAAUAGCUUUGAUUAAAUUCUGAAUAUAAUUUAUUUUAAUAAUAUUUAUACAUUUAAAAAGUUGACUUCUUUUUAUUACCUACUGGUUAUUAUUUAGUGUUCAUUCAGUUUAUUGUAAAAUUAUAUUUACAUAUAUAUGGUACCCAUUGUGAUAUGUUAAGAAGUAUCUAACUAAGUAACUUUUUUGAAAUGUAUAUUAUUUUAUUUUACCCUUAUUUUUCGUGGGUGAAGUGAUUACCUACUUUUGAUUUUAAAAUGGUAAUUUAUAUUAAAAAUUCAAUAUGUGGAUGAAGUAAUUAAUUUAAAUACAUUUUGAGGAGAGUAGUGGAUAUUAUAUACGUCACACACCAUGUCAUCAUACAAAUAAUGCUUCAAAACUCUACCUCUACCAAAAUGUAUUAAAGUAGAAUAUUUUUAUUUUUACAAAUUGACAAAUCAACAUUUUUCAACACCAUAAUGUAUUUAACCUAACAUUAUUCAUUAAAUUAUAUUAAAUAAUAUUCAUUUAAUUUUUAAUAUAGUUUGCCUUUUGAAAAUCAAAAGUAGGUGACCCCCAAAAAUAAUAUGACAAAUAAUUGACAAUAAAUAAUAAAAAUGUAAUAUUUAAAUGUUGCAUUUUUCUUAAAUUGUCAAAAAAAGUUAUUAUUUUCCGAAAUAUUGCAAUGGGUAUAUUUUCAUGGAACACUCAAUAUAUAUAUAUACUUUGUUUAAAAUUAAAAUGCAUCAGGUUUUGCUAAUCGCAUCUGACAGUUGUAGAAACUCUUAGCCUGAUUUUUCCUCAACUAUGCAGUCACUAACGGACUGGUUACUAUAGCAAAUGCGCAGAAAAUAACAAAAACUGGUCGGCAGCCGGUGUAUUCUAGUUUGAGACAGAGUAUAUGUAUAUAUAUUUAUAAUAAAUUUGAAAAUAAAUCUAUACAGUAAAUGUUUUGAUAAUAUAACUAGAGUCUUUAUUGCAAACAUCCUAAACUUUUAAAUGGCAUAAAGUAGGUAGUUAUAAUAUAAUAUUCAAGAUAUUACAACAUAGGUAGUACAAGAAAUAUUUUAUAAAUUUUUAUAUUAUUAAUAGAAUGAGGAUUUUAAAACAGUAGCUAUUUAUUUAUUUAUGAUUUAAACAUUUUUUUUUUGUACAUUUUCUGAACCUAAGCCAGUUAAACAUUUUUGCAUAUAAUAUUUAGAAACCUUUUCAUUUAGAUUUAUUCUAUUAAUUUUGUUGGACACUAACAAUUUAGUUAUAAUAUGAAUGUAUGAAUAUGGAAUAAACUGUUUUAAAUGAUUGCAUAUAUUCCCAUGGUAUUAUAUUAUCGAGCAAACACAUUUAAAAUGUUUCCUUAAUUUAUUUUAAAGUAAACAACAUAAUAUGUGUAGAAUACUUUUUAGAUGUCAUUUUUAUGUUUUAUUUAUAAAUAGUUACAAUUAUUAUUAAAAUAUACCUUAGUUUUUUUUUACGAACAUAUAUUAUAUAUGUGUUAUUUGUAUAAUCAUACAUAUUAUGUUUUGACAAAGUGUCCUACAAAAAUGUCCUUAUUAAAAAUAGUGAAACAAUGGAUUAGCUAAAUUUUGUAGGACAGUAUUCUUAGGUCCUUUGUUGGCUCUUAAGAAAAUAUUAUUGUAAUAAUAGACUAUCUGUUAUAUACAUAGAAAGACAACAUAGCAAUUCACAAUUGUAAUUAAUCAACCAGAGUAUAAAACAUUUUAAAUGUUAUACCUAGUUUACAUUCAGCCAACUUCCGUGGCAGUGAGCAGGGAAGUGAGCAUAAAAAUGGGCAGCGCGAGUAUGUAAACACGUCACUCGCGCUGAUCAUGCUCCUCGCACUAACGCUGCCCGACGUUCCCGUCAAGAGCGGUAAACUGAGCAGCGCGAGCAACAGCAUAACUGGUAAUGCGGAUCAAUCCGGCAAUUGCUGCUCGUGCUGCUAUAAUUAGUAGGGCAAUGUAAACACUCACUACCGUCGACGCUGUCACAGAAGUAUUUUGAGGAGUAAAUAUGGCAGUGCAAGUAGCAAUGGCAGCGGCUGAUUGUAAAUUAGGUAUUAGAAACAAAACAAAAAUUAUUAAAAAAGUGUUAAGAUUUUUUAUGUAGUAAAACUAUAUCAGUUAAAAAUAAAAUUGUUCUUUAUAAUUUGUAUUUUACAUACAUAAAUUCAUAAAAGAUAUAAAAACAAAUUUCUUCUAAACUGAAAUUACUUACAAUACAUGUAAAUAUAUAUAAAUGUUAAACUAUAAAUAACUUAACCAUAGGUACAUUAAAUGCAAUAGAAAUAAAUAUGUUGUGUGAUAGUGAUAGGUUAUCCUUAUAUUAGUUUAAAAUUAUGUACUAUAUAUGGUUUUAGAAUAAAGUAUAUUAUAUUGGCAAAAUUUUGACAAUUUUUAUAUUUUUAUUAUACAUUUUUGGGUGAUUCCUGAAUUAUAAAAAACUAAUAAUAUUUUUGAAGAUUUAAAUGGAUAAAUUAUGAUAGGUAAAGAGGGUUUGUGUAUUUAAUUAUUAUUGUUGUACAAAUUUGUAAUAAUGUUUAUCUAUAUGUCAUUCUAUUUCUGUCUUAGGUUAGAUAUCAUUCAAAUUAAUAAUUUAAUGUUAUCUAAUAUAUAUAUAUAAAUGAAGUAGGUAGUAGAAAUGAGAAUGUUUUGUUGGAUAUGUGAUUUGACUAGGUUAGAUAGUGCCAAAGAAAACAAUUAGCUACAGAUUAUUAGAGGAGAUCUGAGAGUGAUAGGGGUUAAGUAAAUGAAGAAAUGAAGAUGAACUGAACUGUUAUGGGAAACAAAGACAGAAAAAUUGUGUAGUUGAGUAUUAGAUUCACUAGAUUAACAUUUCAUAGAGUAUACCAACAAUUCAUUUAAGAAACAUUUCUAAAAAUGUACAAUUAAAAUUAUAGGUUGCUUUUCGAUUUUCAAUGUUAAUACUUAUCAGUUUGCCACAUAUUAUGCUAUUAUGUUAAAAUAAGUUAAUUUUGAAAAAAAUCACAGAAAGGUAAGGGUUAUCAGAAGUAUUUCUGAUAUACAACUAUAAUGAAAAUACUAUAUAUAAUAAGUAUUUACUAUUUGUUUAUAACACGUUAUCAUAAGAUAUUAAACAAAUUUAGUGGGUGUUAGUGUUUAUUAUUAAAAAUGUUGUUUAUAUAAAUUUAUUAGUUCAAAUUGUUUUAGAAAAAAGGUUUUGGUGUAUUUGUUCUGUGAUGUGAGUAGAUUUAUGACAAAAAAUUGUAAAAUAACUGACCCAGGGUCAAUAAAAGUUAAAAUUGUUUCUGUUUGUACAGUAUUUAAUAAUUUAUUGGAAUAACUUAACUAUUGAGGGAUAAUUAUAAUACUAAAUUAUUUUUUUUCGAAUACUUAAACACUUGUAGUUUAUUGUGUUUUAUCUCGCUUCCUAUAAAUAAACAAAUAAAUAAUCCGAUAAUUCUAAAAAUAUAAUUUGAAAUAUCAAUAGACCUACUUAAAACAAUUAUUAUUUAUUAUGCGCGUAUUAUUAAUUGUCCGAUUUUUAAAAAUAAAAAAUAAUUGUUUGUCAUGCUUAUUUUAUUAAUGAUAUACCUAGGUAUUUUUUUUUAAAUUUUUUUUAGGUCAGAUAAAGUAGAUCAUUUAUAAAUUCAUUUCUAUAAGUACUGUACUGUUGAUUUUGUUGCAUACAAAUUGUUAAUAAUUCUAUAAAUCUAUGAUGGUUAAAAAAAUAUUAAUUUAUAUGUACAUGUACAAAUUAAAAUAUGGUAAUUAUUUUUUUAGUUGGGUAGCCCUACUUGUUAAAUCAAUAUGAUUUUAUUAUCAAAUAAUAUUUAUUUUCAAAAUAUUUAAUUAAACACCUAGUAGAUAUAAUGAAAUAGGUAGGUUUAUUUAUUCAAUUUUUCGUAUUUAUAAAUAUUUACUAUAAUAAUUAUUAAUAUUGUCUAUUAUUUUACAUUAUGCUAUUAAACUGUAUUAAUAUCACCAUUAAAAAAAGUACCUACUUAAUGAAAAAAUAUGAAUUUAAAAUCUAAUUGUUAGAAGAAUGUGUCUUUGAAAUAACUUUGUAAAGAAUAUAUUGUUUCCUGUGCAUUUUAUAGAAUAAUUUUUGUAUAAAUUAAACUAAUUCAAAUUCUUAUUUUAAUUAUAACAUUAAAUAUCUAUUGGGUUUUAUACUUUAUUUUAGUAAUCACAGAUGCAUAAAUGCAUGCAAGAAUGCAAAAUCCCAUGAAAAGUUGGCCUUAUCCUAUGCCUAUGGGUCUUUAAACAAAAUAAAAACGCAUUUUAAAUUACAUUCAUAGGUACUGAAUAUCUUCCCAAUUAUAUCAUGUCAGUGGUGUGUAUAUAAUUAUUAUCUCACCUAUAUAAUUGAUUUUAAUAACUUUAACGUUGUUAAUGUAAUUAGUCUGAAUGUUCUGAAUUUACUAUUCUGUUUGCCAUUUACUUACAAGUUUAACUAUGAUAAUAUUGUACACUAUUCUACCAGGUAAUCCAUUUAAGUGGGUACACUCAUUAUCUCAGAAAGUAUUAACUUUUUUGGAAUUUAUUUUCUGGUACAUUUAAAAAACAAGCAACUCUACAAUUUGAUUUUUUAUUAUUUUCUUGUUACCUACUUUUGAUUUUUAAAUGGCAUUCUAUAUAAAAAAUUUCAUAAAUGGAUGGAGUAAUAGUUAGAAUAAAUUUUAGUGUUGAAAUUUUUGAUGUAUGUCGGUCUGUUGACAAGAUAUUCCACUUUUAAGUAUGGGUUGGAGGAGAGUAUUGGAGUAUCAUUUGUGUGACGGUGCGGUGUGUGGCUUGUUAAUAAUGCACCACUACUCUACUCCAACCCAAAUUUAAAAGUGGAGUAUCUCGUCAACGGUUUGACAGAAAUCAAGAAUUCCAACACAAACAUUUUUUUUUUAACUAAUACUCCAUCUAUUUAUUAAAUUUUUAAUAUAGGGUGUCAUUUGAAAAUCAAAAAUAGGUAGUGUCUUUACCCCCAAAAAUAAGGAUGGCAAAAAAUAAUAUUGUAGAGCUGCUUGUUUCUUAAAUGUUUUAAAAAACAAACAACAAAAAAAGUUAAUACUUUUUGAGAUAAUGAGUGUACCCACUUAAAUGAAUCACCUGGUAUAUAUAAUUAAUAUCCUGCAUUUUGUAUAUUUUGUAUAAUAUAAUAUUAUACAAAAUAUACAAUAAUAUGAAUUCAUUUUAUAAUGCACAAUUAUUAUAUAAAUUAUAUGACAUUUUGCCAUUAAUGCAUCAAUUAUAUACAUAAUUCUUUAUAUACACACUAAGAAAUUUAUUUAUUAAAUAGUUAUUAUAAAACAAUUACAGUUCUCUGUUAGCUAUUUACUUGUUUAUAUACUCAAAUAUUAUUAUAAAGUAUCAAAAAAUUUAUCUGAAUUUAAUAGGUAUAAGUAUACCAACAUAGUAUCAAAUCGAACAAAAUUAUUUAUUUUGUAAAUUGAAUUUGUCUGAUAUUUUGUUUUAUUAAGGUGUUUUAAAGCAAUGUUCAAUCAAAUAAUGUUACAAUAUUGGAUUUUUUUAGUAUGAACUUCAAAAUUGUUUUAUCAAUUUUGAAUGGUUUUAUUAAAGGUGCCUAUUUUUAAAGAAGUAUUAAGAAAUAAAUUAUAAAAAUCUAUAGUAGUUAUUAUAAUCUUUAAUUUGACACAAACAAAUAAACUAUGCACUUUAUGAAACUGUAAAUGGAUGAAUGAUUAAAAUAAACAGGUUUUUGUAAAAAAAGUGGAAACCAUUUUGCUUAUAGUUCUGGUUUUUUAUGUGUUGAAGAACCAUGGUAAGAUAAUUAAGAUUUAUGCUCCCAUGAGUUUGUACUUCAUGGAAGUUAUACUGUAAUAGUAUGUUAUACUUGUAGAUAUGGGGAUUGAUUAAGUGAGAAGGAUGGUAAAAACCGGUAUAUGUAAUUGUUGAGUAUUAUCGACAUGUUUUUUUGAGAUUAAUUGCAUGCAAUUAUUAAGAUAUAUUUAUCCAUAUAUGCAAACUUGACUAUUUGGGUAUGCUUGUGUCUAUUCUAUGUUUGGCUAUUAGUUACUGGAGAGGAAAUUAAAUUUUGCUUAUAAGUUGUUACGUGACAUGUUAUGUUAAAAUAAUAUGAAUGAAAAUGUUAUUGAUUAAAAUUAAAAUUAUUUUCUAGAUCAAGUAGAGUAGACUAUAGAGAAACUAACCUAAUAUUAUUAUGCUACUUUCACUAUAAACUUAAUUAUGUUUAUUAAAAUUCAUAUUUAAUCCGAUAAUCACAAUUCUGGAUGGAUCACAAGAUGGAUCAAAAUUAUUAUUUUCUUCUAAUUUUUAAUGAUAGGUACCAAGGGUACCUAUAUUAAUUGGAAAUCAUUUUAAUUUCAUUGUAUUAGACAUUUACCUCCUAAAUUUUGAAGUAGAAACAAGUAUGUUUCAUUUAUUGCAUUUAUUUAUUUUUUUAUUCAUGAAAUAUCCUCUCGUUUAUUACAAGAUUAUUAAUAUUAAUACUAUUACUAAUGAAUUUUGUUAAUUUCCUGCUGAAAUAUAAAUUAAAUUGUUAUUGGGUACCUACUAUCUUAUGUGAUUAUUAACCCUGCCAUUAAUUAACUAAUAUAUAUAUAUUACAAGUUGGAACUUUUUCUUUUUAAUAAAUAGCAUAUACUAGAUAUUAUAUUAUUUAAUUUUGAACUCGCCCAAAGAAAUGUCUUCUUGUUUCAAGUACCAGAUAUUAUUUGAUAAAAACACAUUAUCCUUCAUCUCAAAAUAUAUAAAGGUUAUUAGUUAUUCUAAAUUACAACUCUACUGUCCACAUAUAGCUACAUGUUUUUUUUUUUUUUUGUUUGUUUGAUAAAUUUAUGUAUUAAUUAUAUAUGAUUAAACUAUUUAAAAGAAGACACUACAAAUAGUUUUUUAUUUUAUUAGUUUCUUUUCUUUCAGUAGAUUCAUUAGAGAAUAUGACGAGAAUUUUACAUUAAUACCUAUAAUAUUUAUACAAAGUAAAUUACAGUUUUAAUAUUUUAAAUUUUCUAAAUAGUAAUGUUAUUUAGGAAAGAUGCUGAAGGGAACUGUCUCGAAAAAUAUUACUUAUAAUAAUCAUCUUAAAUAUCUAUUUGUUAUAAAUAAAUCAAUAAUUUACUAAUCACGAGUUAUAUUGUAUUCUGUCAUAAAAACAAAAUUGAGUUGGAAAAUUAGGAAAGUAGGAUUAAUAGAGUUAAUAUAUAGAGUUAAUAGAUUAAUAAAUUUAAUUUAUAAUUUGUAUGUAACAGUAAAUUAUUGAUAACGAAAAACUAUCAACAUUUUUUUCAACAUGUUUUCAAUGCUAUGAUUUUUAUAUAAAUUUAAAAACUUAUAAAAAAAAAAAAAAAUUGUUACAUAUUAAGGAAUUUUAAAUUUGUCUUGAAAAUUCAUAUUUUAAAAAAUAUGGCUCAAAUCAUGGCUGUAUAUAUAUAUAUAUUAUAUAACUAUGUAUAAUGUUGUAAAUGUAUAAAUUAAAAAAGAAAAUUAUCUUACCAUAUUAAUAAGCUACUAGGAGAUGUUGAGUAAAAUAAAACUUAAAUUAAAGUGAUAGGAUAUAACAUAAAACAAAUUUAGAUUUUCUACUAACAAGGGUUUUUAUAAUAUACGAGGGCUAAUCAAAAAGUAUCGAGACUGAUAAUAUUACUCGGAAACCGAGCGUUGAAGAGCAAAGCGAUUUGUAAACCUAGCUUCUAUGACUUAUACUGAGCACAUCUAUUCGUAUAAAAUCUUUAUAAACUUAUUCGUUUUGAUUUAACGAUAUUUUUCUAAAAUUUGUUUUUCACCUUUGGCGAUUUCGCAAUGAAUCCAAAAGAAGCGGAACUCGCUGCCACUCGAGGGCAUAUUUUCAGUUUUUCAAUUGAUAUUUAAUGGCAAAAACCAUGAAAUGUUGCAUCCCUCUGAAACUAGAAAAAAAUGCAGACAAAUUUUCUAAAAUCUCCAAAUCUGUCAAGUUACUAAGUCAUAGAAGCAAGUGAUACCAAUCCUACUGCUCUUCGAUGCUCCUUUUCUGAAUGACACUACCAGUCUUAAUACUUUUUGAUUAGCCCUCGUACAUAUAAUAUAUAAUGUAUCUCAUAUAUAAUAACCUAGAAAAUCAGAAUUUUGAAGUCUUAACAUUUGUUAAAACAACCCUGAAUAUACUCGACGUUUUUUUUCUAUUUUUAUUAAACUUGUGUUAAAUUGUUGAGCACUUUUGCUCUGUUAAAUAAUUUUAUUUUUCUCAUAAAUCAAAAUCAAAAAAUAAUAUGUGAAAUGCUGUGAUUUUUCCAAUUUGUUUAAAAAAAAAAAAAAAAACUGAAUUAUGCUCAACCCUUUUUUAUUUAUUAUUAUUAUAAUUAUAACUUACAAGGAAGCCUCAUGUUAAAUUGUGAGAAUUUUUGCUUAGUCAAAACAAUUUUAUCAACAUAUAACCAAAUAAAAAUCAACUUAAAUACAAUUUCAAAUGGCUAUACUCUUAUAAAUAGCUCAAUAUUUAUAAGAAUGUUAUGAAAUUUUUACCACAUCUAGGUUAAAUUAAAUAUUCUGUGAACAUUCAAGGUCUCUUCGAUAAUUAUUAAGAAAACUGCAAGGAAUAUCAAAAAACAUCUUCAACACACCUCCUACAUACAAUUUUCUACCAGACACCAUCCUUAAAGUUUGAUUGUCAGAGCAAUAGAUUUCUGGUAGAACGUUGUUAACAGAAGAAAAAACAAAUCACAGUAAAACAAAUAAAUUCAUUGCUUUAAUCAGAAAAUAUAAAAAAAAAUAGUUACAAAGAAAAGUAUUUUCAAUUUUUAUUAGUCGUGAAGUAAAGUCUAAUACCUACGUUAAUAAUCAAAUUUUAAAUAAUUUGAUUGUUCUCAUAUGUGCACUAAAAUAUUAGUGGUUGUGGUUAUAUAUUGUGUGUUCGUGUAGAAUAUUAUAUAUUUAUAUUUUUUAUUAUUUAAUAUUUACAAAUGGCAAUACCCAGAGGAUGAAAUUAAGUAACAAAAUGUAUACUUAUACCAUUAAAAGUUUUGACUAAAUCAAAUUAAACUGUUAAAAUACUGCAAUGUGUUUAUAUUUAAUAAGUUUGCUUUAUAUAAUUAAUAAAGGCUGUAACUAGAGGGUUCAGUAAUUUAGUCUUUAAAAUAUUUUCAAAAUGAAAAAAAUUAUAAAAAUUUUAUCAAAUUCAGUAAUCAAUAAAAUUUAUUAUCCCCCCUCCCUCACUAUUAUAGUAUUAAUUUUAAAGUUUUAUUUAUUUCCUUUUAUUUUAUUACUUGGAAAUAUUUAUUUUUUAACAUGAUAAAGUUACUUAUUACUAGGUUAUAAUUUUUAUGGUAAAUUCCCCACAUUAUCCACAUUCUCAAAUUGUAAAUACCUAAAGAACCAAAGUAAGAAAAAUUAAUUUUAGAAAUGAUUAAAUUUUUGUAAUUUAUACAAAUACAUGGGAUUUAGUUUUAAAAAUUGACAUUUGAUUUUAGUUAUUUAUAGUUUUUAAGUUAAACCAACCUAUAAUUAGAUAUAUCAGUUUUUGAAAAAUAGAUUAACCUUGUGAUUUAAUUAAAUAAAUAUUUUGAUAUACUUAACUUAAAAUUGUGUUUAAAUAUUAAGACAUAUUUUAUUAUAAGUAGGUAAAAAUCUGUUUCAAAUUAUAAUUUGUGUUUACUUAAUUUGGAAUGACAUCCUAAAUUUGUUAUAUUAUAGGACACUAUUUUAACUUUAAGUCUUAAGAUAUAUAUAUAACAUUACAUUAUAUUUUAAAAUUCCUUCAUAUAUUAUGAUACCUUUAAAUUUGCAAUGGUUUAAAUUUUCCUUAAAGUUUACAGAAAAAAAUUAAUUUUGUGCUCUACUAAGAAUGUUCUUUUGCGAUGUGAUAAUUUUCAAGUAUAAGUUUAAAAUUUUAACCGUCAUAUUAUGUACAGAUAAGUUAAGUAAAAAUGAUCACGGAAAAAUUACUACCUAUCUCCUAUCAGAUGUUAAGUGUAGCAAGAAAUUUAUUGGUUUUACUAUGUGUGCUUCUUUUUUUUCUCUUUUUGUACAACUUUUAUACCAAAAAUCUUGCUCCACAUUUUUUAAGAGUAUAUUCCUCUUAAAUAAAAUAGUAUCUAAUUGGUACCUUAUAAGGUAGGUUUUUGGUUUAAUUUGAUGUAAUUUUCUUGUUACGUUGGAUAAACCAAACCGAGACUUGUAUUGAAUACUUAUAUUACCCAUUUUCAGACAUGUUAAAAUUGUAAAACCUUGGGUAAUUUUGAGUUAUCUAUACUAUAAAGACAUAUUUGAUAUUUUCAAUGGUUUUUUUUUUUUUUUUUUUUUAUAAAAUUGUUUGAAUAAAUUGAGAAAUGCUUGAAAAUUUAUUAAUGGUGUACUUAAAUUACAAAAUAGAUUUCCUGAGUUAAAGUAAAGCUAUCCAAAGGAAUAGAUUUACUUUAUUAUAGUUUAUUAACAGCUUAAAAUGAAAUUCUGAAGUAUUUGAAAUAUACUUUUUAUUUUAGAAACUUAAGAUGUAACUAAUAUUUUUUAGUUUUGGUAUUUUUAUACUUAUAAUUUAAUUUAUUUACAUAUAUAUUUUUAGGAAGCAUCAUUAAGAGCACUUAAAGUAUCUGGCGGACGUUGUGAAGGUGCUCUAGAUUUUUUAACUAAACAACCACAAUGUGAUCUUUCCAAUGGAUGCAGUAAAUCUUCAACAGGUAAAUUUGAUUCUAACAAAAUAUAUUUUGAAUACUACAAUUAAUAUUAUAAUAUGUAUAAUAUUAUAUUUAUAGGCUUAUGUAGUAAUAACAAAUUAAUCAGAAAGUCAAGUUUAGAAAGAAGUGGAGUUGGUCCAAGGAGCAGUCCUGGCCAAGAUAGUGGUGCAGGAAGCUCAAGGUCAGAUAGCCCUAGACAACCUGAUCUAGUCAUCCACUCUCAUCCUCCUUUGUCUCGCCAAUAUUCCCCAUCUGCAUAUUCAGAAACACCACCACCUCCUCCACCUAGGAAUAAUAGUACACCUCCACCUCCUCAUGUUCCAACUCAUAUGCAACAAUUGCUUAAGCGUAUGUCGCCCGCGCCUGCUGUUCCUUCUCGACCACCCGCACCUACACCAGGAACUUCAAAUAGUUCCAAUCAAAGAGGUACUUCACCAAUGGUAGUUCAAAAUGGUCCCCAAGCACAGCAACAAUUAUCUCAACAAAUACAGGCAUUAAAUAUGACUACAGCUGAACCCCCUCCACCUUAUCCAAUAGUUGGAGCUCCACCACCACCACCAUCAUACUCUGCUUCAAUUCAAGAAUACCGAAAAUCGCCUUCCUCUGGAGUAUUUUCAAAUGCAGGGUCAUCUAGUCCUGUUUCUGGAUCAACAAAUGGAAGCAUAUCGUCAUUAACUCGACCAACACCUUUACAAGCAUGGGGAGCUAGACAAACUAAAACUCAAUCACCAAUUAUAAUGCAGUCUGUUCGAAGUACUUUAGUUCAAAAGCCUGUACUUCAAACUGCUGUUGCCCCACAAGCCCCAACACCUACUUCUCCUUCUCCAGUUCCGCCACCUUCUUAUGCAUCAUCUAUUCAACAAAAACAACAGGCUCAAAAAGCAGUUCAACAGCCUCAGCAAGCAUCAUUGUCAUCACCACCGUCUGUUGUACCAACAACUGACCCUCCUAGCUAUGCAAGUACUAUGCAAGCACUGGCUGUCCAUAAUAGAGUAAUUGCCAACCCUUUACCACCUCCCCCACCAUAUGCCGAAGAACAUCCACAUCGAAAACCUACUCCCCCAUUACCGCCUAUACCAUCAUCAUCUAUUGCUAAAAAUAAAAUAAUGAAUUGUAAUAAUCAUCAUCACUUUAAUAAUAACAAUAAUAAUAAUAACGGCAUUACUAAUGGGCAUGAUGAAGAAGAUGAUAAUCAAUCAAAAAUUGAUCACCAGUCGCCUAUUCCUGAGCGCAAACAUAUUAGUAAAGAAAAAGAAGAAGAAAGGCGAGAGUGUAAAGUCAAAAACUAUUCACCUCAAGCAUUCAAAUUCUUUAUGGAGCAACAUGUAGAAAAUGUUAUCAAGUCACACAAACAAAGAGUAUUUCGACGAGUUCAAUUAGAAACAGAAAUGGCUAAAAUAGGUUUGAGUGAAGAAGCUCAGUGCCAAAUGAGAAAAAUGUUAUCACAAAAAGAAUCUAAUUAUAUUAGGCUAAAACGAGCUAAAAUGGAUAAAUCCAUGUUUACAAAAAUUAAACCUAUUGGGGUUGGUGCUUUUGGUGAGGUCACUCUAGUGAGAAAAAUUGAUACAAAUCAUUUAUAUGCCAUGAAAACUUUGAAAAAAGCUCAAGUGCUUAAGCGUAAUCAAGUAGCCCAUGUUAAAGCUGAAAGAGACAUUUUAGCUGAAGCAGACAAUGAAUGGGUUGUCAAACUUUAUUAUUCAUUUCAAGAUAAAGAUAAUUUGUAUUUUGUUAUGGAUUAUAUACCUGGUGGAGAUUUGAUGUCAUUGUUAAUCAAGUUGGGAAUAUUUGAAGAGCAUUUGGCUAGGUAAAUAUUUCUAUUUUUAAUACAAUAUUUAUCUUUAUGGGUCAAACUAUUUAAAUAUUUUACCAAACUAAGUUAAAAAUGUUGGUUCAGAACUUGAAAAUUUGAGUUAAAGGAAUUCUAACAGAAGUAUUCGAUCUUUGGUUUGAUUUAUGUAUUUUCAUUCAUAAUAUUAAAAAUAAGUGAUUUGUUGUCCGUUUUGAGUUUAUGGUUUGGGCUUUCAUUACUAAAUAUUUUGUUAAACUUUGAUUACCUUUUGUUAUUUUGUUAAAAUCACUACUUAUUUAUAGGUUUUACAUUGCUGAAUUAACCUGUGCUGUAGAAAGUGUUCAUAAAAUGGGUUUUAUUCAUAGAGAUAUAAAACCAGAUAAUAUACUGAUCGAUAGAGAUGGUCACAUCAAACUCACUGACUUUGGAUUAUGUACUGGGUUCAGAUGGACGCAUAAUUCAAAAUAUUAUCAAGAUGGUAAAUAAUUAUUUCCACCUACAUGGUUUUUAAAAGUUAUAUGAAAUGUUAUGUUCUAAUAAAUAUGUUUUAGGUGAGCACUGUAGACAAGACUCUAUGGGAGGUGAAGAGUGGGGUGUAAAUGGUGCUGAAUGUCGUUGUCAUCAAUUAAAACCUUUGGAGAGGCGACGUCGACGAGAACAUCAAAGGUGUGAAGCCCACUCAUUGGUCGGCACACCAAAUUAUAUUGCACCAGAAGUAUUGCUUCGAACAGGCUACACACAGCUAUGUGAUUGGUGGAGUGUAGGGGUUAUACUUUAUGAAAUGUUAGUUGGAUCUCCUCCUUUUCUUGCCAAUACACCCGCAGAGACUCAAUACAAGGUAUAUAAACUAUUUUUUUAAAUGAACUUUUGUAAUAAUUAUAAUUUAUAUUUAUAGGUUAUACAUUUUGAAAGUACUUUACAAGUACCACCAUCUGCUAAUCUAUCACCAGAAGGUGCUGACCUUAUCCUAAAACUUUGUACUUGCAAAGAGCAACGUUUGGGUAAGAAUGCUGAUGAAGUGAAAGCUCAUUCAUUCUUUGAAGGUCUAGAUUUUGAGAGAGGAAUGAGACGUCAUAAUCCUCCACAUGUACCACGUAUACAGUUUUCUACUGACACGUCUAACUUUGAUCCAAUUGAUCCAGAACGUCUUCAAAACUCUGACUCUUCUGAUUCUGAUAAUCGAUUUUCUGAUUCGGAUGGUAAUCGACCAUUCCACGGAUUCUUUGAAUUUACCUUUAGGCGUUUUUUUGAUGAUGGUGGAGGACCAUCAUUUCCUACAAGGAUUAGCCUUGAUGAAAACGAUGGACAAGGCGCUGUUUAUGUUUAAUCUUAUUAGAUCCUGUAAAAAUAUUAAGUUUGCUAUACGUGUGGACAAUUAUGAAUGCUCAAUUCAAGCCAUUAAAUAGUUUAAAAAGCAUUCUUAGUAUAUACUUAUACAUAUUUAAAAAAAAAAACUUAAAAUCUACAAAAAUUUGUUUGUUAAAAAUAAAUGUUAUAAACAUGAGUACAAGAAAAACUAGUAAUAAGGUGAACAAAGAAUAGAAGUUCUUUAAAAAAUAAGAUAUUAAUUGAGACAUGUACUAAGUAUAGCUCGUUUCCAAAUUUUUUUUUUGCAUUACAUUUUUCUGUGGCAAUAAGCUCAGAUUUAUGUGUUAUGUUGCUCUUAGAACGUAAGCCUUAUUUAGUUACCAAAAUGUCCUUCGUAUUCUAAUAUUUUUAUUUUUCAGCUAUUCAUAGUUUAUUUACUCCUUUCCUAAUUUUAACACAUUUUCCUCUCCCCCUUCGACCCAAUCCCAAAUGUAUUUAUUUUUUAUAAUUCAAACUAUUUUUAAGAUAAUUUCAAAAUUUAAUGUUUUUCUUCUACUCGUAACUAUAAAAAAGAAAAUGAACCAAUUAUUUUGACAGGCUGUGCAAAAUGACAGGGUAUUAUUUUAACCUUUUAAUUUAACGAGCUUAAAAAAACGAAUUUAUUAAAUAUAUUUGUGUAUUAUAUUCAAACAAAAUUAUCUUCUAAACAGUUACCAAAUUUUAUUUAAUGAAAAUACUAAUUUACCUAUUUAUAAUUUUAAACAUUUUAAGAUACCUGCUCUCUUUAUUUCUCUCUUAUUAUUAUUAUUAUUAUUUUAUUAUUAUUAU